Molecule: messenger RNA, 828 nt
Organism: Taeniopygia guttata (zebra finch)
Lineage: Eukaryota; Metazoa; Chordata; Aves; Passeriformes; Estrildidae
Source: RefSeq, a predicted model, not a curated record
AUGCCGAAGGGUGCUGGGCUGCCCCAACACGUCCGCGGGCCCUGGGGGAGGCUGCGGGCACCGAGGGGAACGGGUCCCACUCGGUACACAGGGUCCCGGCCGGUGAAAGGGCCGGAGCGAGGAGGGAACCUCGGGCAGCCCCGCACCGCGGGCACCGAGGGGCAGGCGGCGGCCGCAGCUCCUCCAGCAGGGCCACCUGCCUUCACUUCAGGGCGCCCCGGCCGCGGUUUCUGGUGUGCCCCGAGCCGCGGCCCCCCUUUCCCCGAGGCUCCGAAGGCAGAGCACGGGGCGCCCCCUCCUCCCCGCGGGCCACGGCAGGCCGGCCCCGCGCACCCCACCCCUACGGCCGGCCCCGCGCAAACACCUACGGGCACCCCUCCGGCCGGCCCCGAGCACACCUACCGCCAGCCCCGAGCACACCCCUACGGGCACCCCUACCGCCAGCCCCGCGCAAACACCUACCGCCAGCCCCGCGCACACACCUACGUGCACCCCUACGGCCGGUCCCGAGCACACCCCUACGGCCGGUCCCGAGCACACCCCUACGGCCGGCCCCGCGCACACACCUACCCCCGGCCCCGCUGCUCCGCGGGCGCUGCGGCCGCGCUCCCGGCGCGAUCGCCUCCGGCCGGCCCGGCCCGGCCCGCCCGCGCCGCCGCCAUUGGGCGCUCCCCGGCCGCGAAGGCGCCGCAUUGGCCGGGCCCGCCCGCCCCGCCCCGCGCGGAGCCGCCCCCGACCCGCUGCCCCACCCCGGGCCCCGCUGCCCCCCCGGCCGGUCCCGCACUCCCGGCAUUGAUCCCGUCCCAUUUUCUUAGGGCCCGCUUCUAA